GUUUGAGGUCAGGCUCUGCAGAUCUGCAGUUCGAGGUCAGGCCGGACAAGCCAUUUGGCGAUUGUUCGUCACUCAGUCAGCGACUUUGCGAAAGAGGACAAGCUUGUUUGAAUGCGCCAAGCAGGUUCCGAAUAUCGAGGAGGCGCAGCAGCAUACCGUGCUUCUGGCGCCUUGAUCAGCCAAACAGCACGCAUCACUGGUUGAGCAUCAAAUGGAGAGGGUGUUGAUGCUGUGCCUCGGUGGCGGCUCCGCCGAAAGCCUCCUCUUGGCUGCAGCAGGAGGCCUGUCCCCCAGGCUGUACAGAGAGAGGGAGGUUGAAAUAUGCCCGAUGCCUCCCUUCCUCAAGCAACUCCUCCACGCUUAUCUUCUGGUUUGAGAAAAGCUGCAACCACUCAACGACCGGCCUCAACGACAGGCUCCCAAGAACAAAAUCCACGAGAUCCGAGCUUAUUGAUACACAUGCCCAAAAGCGUUUUCUCGAUUGCCAGCAGGUCGCAGACCUGGCAUGCUGGGAUGGACACGCAGAUGGCGUCGAGCGACGCCGCCGUUCCUAGCUCCGCGCUACCCCCUCCUCCCCAGGUGGUGGGUCCCGCCAAGUCGGUAUCGUUCGUGGACAACGACGACGGCCAGCUUGAGAAUGACGAUGACGAGCAUGUCGAGGCGGCUCCUGGCUUGAAUGACCCAAAGAUAUUCCGCGACGGCAGGGCGCCACGCCCGACAGAUGUCUUCAUCGCAGUCAUGGGAGUGACGGGCUGCGGCAAGAGCUCCUUCAUUUCCAUGUGCUGUGACAAGCCAGUACAGAUCGGGCACGAGCUAAAAUCAUGCACCGCGGUUGUCGAUGUGUACCCCUUUGAGCUAUCGCCAAACCAAACCGUUUACCUCAUCGACACGCCCGGGUUCGACGAUACAGCCAAGAGCGACACCGACGUUCUGCGCGAGAUCGCGUCGUGGCUGGCCGAGUCUUUUCGGUCAAAGAUCCUCCUGCAUGGCAUCAUCUAUCUCCAUCGCAUCAGCGACGUGCGUAUGCAGGGGUCCGCCAAGAAAAACCUCCUCAUGUUCAAGAAGCUCUGCGGCGACGACGCGCUCCGCAAGGUGAUUCUCGCCACUACCAUGUGGGAUAUCGUGCCACGCCCGGCGGCCGAGGCGCGGGAGAAGGAGCUCGUCGAAACGCCCGAGUUCUGGGGCUACAUGGUCUCGAAAGGAAGCAGGCUGUACCAGCACGACAACACAUUGGCCCGCGCCCGGGAAAUCGUGGAGUCGCUCAUCACCGGUGGCGACCUCACCAGGCCAACCAUUGUGCUAGACCUACAGGACCAGAUGGUGACGCAGGAGCGGCCGCUGCAGGAGACGGCGGCAGGCAUCGAGCUCGAGGCCGAGAUUGCGAGGGAGCGCAAGCGGUGGGAGAAGGAGCUCAGGGAGGCGAGGGAGAUGAUGAACGAGGCGAUCCGGCUGCGCGACAGCGAGUCCGCCAAGGCGCUUAGCGAGCUCAAGGCCGACUACACCAACAAGAUCGAGUGGAUGAAGUCGGAACACAAGAAGCUUAGGACCGACACGGAGAAGCUACACAAGGAACGGUUCCUCCGGGUCGUGAAUGUCAUUAGGGCGCAGGACAGGUCGCAGAGCACGGCCAGGCGGAGCGAAGGACACGAGGAGCACCAGGCGGCGUGGACGGGGCCGCCAUACUUUGCCUACAGCAUUGUCGGGAAGCGGUACUCCCUGUCUGGGUCAUGGUCGCAGUGGGGAAACUGCAUGACGGAAAGUUCAUACCAUAAAAUGAAGGUCAGACACGGAGGGCGCUGUGUGCUGACUUGGUGUGGUGUUGGCGGUGCUUGGGUCCAAAAGUACCAAGCUGCCGAGGGUAGCUGGAAGACAGGCUUCAACCAGAGCCUGGCAACAAACUAUCCCGAUCUGCGCGAGAAGCUCCGGCGGCCAGGCGGCGCGUGGGACGUGGAAUGGCCCGACUGGAUCUGCAUGGGGCCAAACCAGCGCUAUGUCCUGCAGUGGGACAUGAAGGUGGCUACGGGCUCCAGCGACGCGGCCGAGUGCGCCGUCCUCAGCCGCCACCGCAUGGACUGGAACCUCCCCGACGCGGCCGUGGAGGCGCUGCAGAAGACGCAGAAGGGCGGUCGGCUGCGCGCCGCGGCGUUGGGGGUCAAGGGUUCGUACAUCUUUGUUCCCGAGAACGGCCCAGCAGUGUGGGAUCUCAUGGGAAGGUACCCGGUGCUGAAGAAGCACAUUGAAAAGUACCCGACAGACAUUGAGGCCGUCGCCCUCAAUCCUCUGAACGACGACUUCAUCCUCCACCACCGGAAUGGCCUUUUGUUGACGGCACUGGAGAAAAGCUCCUUGACUGGCCCAGAACUCGAUGCUUGGUUCGUGAAAAACUCCACCGGUACCCUUUAGAGGGAACAUUCUUGUCUGUUUUGAUAUCCUCCUCCCAAACAUGAAUCUUUGGCCAACGUCCAAUGGGCACCGCUGCACAUCUCUUGCUGCUUGCUUUUCUCGUGUUCUUUGUCCUGCGUGCCUCCAAGUUAUUGUUCACGACCUCAAACAUUUCCUUCCGCAACGAUGGCAUUGUCUGUUUGCCUUUGUGGCCGUCCACAAAGAUAUCGAGGGCCGCGAUUUGUUAGACUACCUACGUAUAUAACGGUAUCCUCUGAAUAUCCCAUAUUCUGGUGUGAAGGUUCGCUGGCAAUCCUUACAGCUUCUACAUGUCGGCAGGGCUCGGAACUCGGCCAGAUCA
This is a messenger RNA of Gaeumannomyces tritici R3-111a-1, 2743 nucleotides long. RefSeq lists its product as hypothetical. The transcript has 6 exons. NCBI's taxonomy places the organism in Eukaryota, Fungi, Ascomycota, Sordariomycetes, Magnaporthales, Magnaporthaceae. The coding region runs from base 322 to 2403 and encodes 693 amino acids. The record is from RefSeq and is a predicted model, not a curated record. Gene Ontology annotation, molecular function: GTP binding.